AUGCCUAUGAUCAUGCAGAACUACCGCUCAUUAGGUCUCGCUGUCCUCUCGUUGCUGCCCUUGGCUCUAUCGAUUCCCACCAGUUGUGACUGGCAGAAUGCAAGCAAUAUCACAACCUUGCAAGUCGUACCAGAUACCCAAACCCUAGAGAAUAUCGCUCUUCGGAGCAAUGGCGAUAUCCUUGUGACGUCGGUUGCUUCGCCAACGCUGUUCGGGCUGUCCUCUCAAGGCGAGCAUCCACCAAUCCCGAUUGCUGAGAUCCCCGGAGUCACCGGUCUCCUCGGAAUCACCGAGCUCGAGGAGGACGUCUUUUACGUAGUGGGUUCCAACCUCACGUCGACCGAGAACUCGAACGGGGUGUGGCGUGUCGAUAUCCGCGACUUCCGAGCUGCCCAGAACGGCACCGUCAUCCAGCCGGCUUCAACAUCGUUGGUCACACGAAUCCCAUCAGCUCUGCAACUCAAUGGCAUGGCUCGUCUCGCAUCUAACGAUUCCAAGAAUCUCCUCAUCUCUGAUUCUUCUCAAGGAAAUGUCAUCCGGUUGAACGUCGACACAAGGGCGGUGGAGACGGUCAUCCAGGAGCCCGAGAUGGCCCCAUUGACCACGGGCUUGAGCAUCGGCGUUAACGGCAUUCGGAUUCGCGACAACAAACUCUAUUUCGUGAGCUUGGACCAGGGCCUUUUCGCCGGAGUACCCAUCUCCCUUGGUAGUGGAGCAGCAGUCGGCCCGGUGGAGACACUUGCUUCCAAUAUCACUUUCGGGGACGACUUCGCUUUGUCAGAGGACGGGAGAUGGGCGUAUGUCGCCACGAAUGGCUCUCAAGAGGUCAUCGGGGUUGAUCUAUUCCGUGGGGGGAGGGCAGUUGUUGCCUCCUCUCCUCUGCUUGGAUCCGCUUCCUCGGUGGCUGCACAGCAAGUUGACGGGCGCAGGGUCUUGUAUGUGACCGGUGCCGCACCAUCCGGGAACAGCACGGUUGGGCAUGUCUCCAAGAUAACAUUGGAGUGCAAGGCUUAG
This is a messenger RNA of Diaporthe citri, 1014 nucleotides long. RefSeq lists its product as uncharacterized. The record is from RefSeq and is a predicted model, not a curated record. The transcript has a single exon. Bases 1 to 1014 code for a protein of 337 amino acids. NCBI's taxonomy places the organism in Eukaryota, Fungi, Ascomycota, Sordariomycetes, Diaporthales, Diaporthaceae.